This is a messenger RNA of Rotaria socialis, 690 nucleotides long. The record is from the annotation of a GenBank genome assembly. NCBI's taxonomy places the organism in Eukaryota, Metazoa, Rotifera, Eurotatoria, Philodinida, Philodinidae.
AUGUUCGAUUUUAGAUUAUCAAUUAUCUAUUGGAUUGGUUUUGUUCUCUGGUUUACUAAAUGUAUUCUUUUACUUCCGCAUGUAGCUGGUGCUUGUUCAGCUUGCAAUGAUUUAAAAGAACAACAAGUUUAUAACUCAUUAUUGUUUGCUAGCAAAUGGUUUAAUUCGACAUUUCUUAUAGCAAUGAAUAACCAUUCUAUUGAUAUUGAUCAAUUGAUUGAAAAAUGUAAAGAAAAUUCAUCAUUAUGGUCGGUUAAUUAUUUUAUUCGUUUGGGACUCUUAGAUACUAAUGUGGAUCAAAAUGUUAGUAGAGAUAAAAUGAAUAUGGAACAUCUUGAUGUCGAUGAAUAUUAUCCAAGUUACUCUAAAUAUGAACAACACUUUGUUCAUUGCCAAAUUCUUCAUGAACUGCAUCAGAAUUUUGUACAAUUAUUCUGCCAUGCUUUUGUUAAACACCUACUUAAUUAUUUAACAGCUUCAAUUAUUACAGCAAUAAGCCAUUGUCUUCUAUAUCUAAUAACAAUUCGUCUUCGUCGAUGUAUACAAAAACAUAACUAUCAACAUAAGCAUUUCAAUUUCUCAUUUCAAUCUUCACCAAUAUUUACUAGACAUCAUUCUAUAAUAUUACCUUGGAAUCAAAAUAAACAAGAUGAUAUUGAAACAACGGAAUACGAAAAUCAAGUUCAAUAA